AUGGCGUAUUCGCCAGAAAUAGAAUCGUCGUUACCCGCGAUCCAAAUUCCCCCAUCUCGUCACCUCAUUCUUCCAUUCAAUCUCCGGCACAAUCGAGUCUUUGCCGAGAAUUCUGAGCUAUUAUUCCGCCUCUUUCCCGACACCAAAGGGGUGUGGUUUGAUGGCUAUUUCUUGGUGUUUUGGCUCGGUACCUUGCCGCCGAAGCCCUGGCCCAUUACUAUUGCCGGUGUCCAGCCUUACUUCACGACUGAUCCCAAUGAUGACGGUCCAUCUCCGCCAAUAAAGCGCUCGAGCAAAUCGCGCCUUCGCGUGUCCGCUGAAAUCGACGCUACCAACCUUCCCCCCGCUAGGAUUGACGAUGCAUUUGAGCUGGUCUUUGACUUUUUCGCUAACUCUAAAACUUCGAUUACGGAAGUUCAGUACUGGAACAAUUUCUUUGUUAUUGUUCUAGAGAAUGAGGACACUGAUCUAGCCGAAGUUCCUUGUGCCAUAGGACGCUGUAACUGUUUCUACCUAUUCGAGAAGGAGAUGGGACGUCCAAAACCAAACGAAUUUCAGGCCCGCCGGAUCCGUGAUCCGACGGGCGAUGUCAUCAACCACAGCGAGCAUGAUAUAUUGCGUCCUGGUGUCAUGUUGAGCUCUGGAAUGCAUCAUACCACUCACAUUGAGUAUCAUACCACUUCUGGCGUCCUGGUUGAAGAUUGUCUAGGCGAGAGGUAUAUGACUGCCUUCUCCGGUGGUUUCCCAAAUGGCGAUAGAGUUUUCCAUCCGUGCGGCGUGGGAAAAGAAGUCGGACAGAUCAUCAAGGAAAUUCCGCAUACUGAUGUCACCCUCGUCAAACUGCACGACAAUGUCCACUUUGUCAAUGCAACUUUCAAGAGUCCACUUGACGGAGGAACACCUACCCAAUUGAAGGAAUUCGUCCCAGUUAACCAGGUACAGAUCGGCUGCAGGGUCUACAUGAACAGUCCACUCCUUGGUUACUCCGAAGGUACGUGUGGUCCGCAUGGCCGGAUGCGCGUUCCGAGUGAUGACCCCAACGAACCUGAACUGCAAUGGGUCAAGACUCGCUGGGUCUAUUUGGGUCAAGGAUUCAUCGACCACCUCGAAGACGGCGUUUGCGGAUCGGUGAUCUGGAAUGACGAUGGAAAUGUCAUUGGAUUCUUCCGUUAUGCACCAAGGUCAGGGCAUUUCCUGGACUGGUGUCUUACUGGCGCAUCUGAUAAUGUCAUCAAACGCGGGUUUAAGAUUGCAAGAUAG
Aspergillus ochraceoroseus IBT 24754 is the source of this 1260-nucleotide messenger RNA. RefSeq lists its product as uncharacterized. The coding region runs from base 1 to 1260 and encodes 419 amino acids. NCBI's taxonomy places the organism in Eukaryota, Fungi, Ascomycota, Eurotiomycetes, Eurotiales, Aspergillaceae. The transcript has a single exon. The record is from RefSeq and is a predicted model, not a curated record.